AACACAUGUUAUAAAAGAAUAAUGGAAACAUAUGUAAAAGGAAAAAAAAAAACAAUGUGGCAGUUAACUAUGUGUUAAAUAAAAUAUUGGCACAUUAAUGGGUAACUGUAUCUGAAAAAGUAACGAUGGUAGCCGGACUCCAGUGCUGGACCCUCUUUGUUUCACCUCUUUCACAGACCACAGCAGCAACAAGUGUGGCACCGCCGCAGUGUUUGUCCCUGCCCGGCUGCCAUCCGUCGGAGAGAGGCGGCUACCAGGACCAACACAACUGUCAGACACAACUUCUGCUUUCACUGCGCCGCACUGAUUUUUUAGGUACGAAAAAAUGUCAUAGCUCAGUGUUUCUGCCGCGACACUUACACAGUUAUCCGGACAUAUCUUAGAGGUGCAACAUCACAUAUCUCCGCGACGUUUUUCCCCGAGGUCAAACUGGGAGUUGGUGUUUUAUAAAGAACAAGCACCUGAAGUAAACACCUGACCAAAGAUGCCUUCACUGUCCUGUGGAAUGGAGAGUCUGAAGUGAUGGAGAACAGAGAGGAGAGCCCUGCAGAUGAGCAGGCCCCCACACCUCCAGAGCGAGGACUGCUUCACAUCUGGCAGUCGACGGGCCCCAGUGAGCAGCUCUGUCCAGAGCGAGUGCUGCUGUCCAGGCCUGUCCUGCAGGUCGCCCUGGGUGAACACCAUGGUCUCUUGCUAAUACAGGGCGGUCUGGUGUAUUCAUUUGGUGAGCUGUUGUGGAGGGAUCUGAGCAUCCCAGUGUCCUCUCCGCUCCAGGAGGUCUCUCUGCUGGGGAGGACGGUGGUCCGUGUGGCUGCCGGCGGCUUUCACUGCGGAGCGCUGAGCGAGCAAGGCACCGUCUUCAUGUGGGGGGAGAACACUGCAGGACAGUGUGGGCUUACUGACAGGGACACAGACACAAGUAUCACAGUUUCAGAGCCAUGCCCAGUGACUGUGGUGGACAGUGACGUUGUUCCUCCAGCUGUGGUUCGGGUCGUGGAUCUGGCUUUAGGACGGGAGCACAGCCUGGCUCUGUCGGCCCAGAAUGAGCUGUGGGCGUGGGGCAGCGGCUGCCAGCUUGGCCUGGUCACCAGCACCUUCCCUGUAUGGAGGCCAAAGAAGGUGGAGCACUUGGCAGGCAGGCAUGUAAUUCAGGUGGCUUGUGGUGCCUACCACAGCCUGGCCCUGGUUCGCAGUUUACCUCCACAGAACUACAAUACCCAGAAUCCUUCGGAGACAAGGGAGCAGGGCCAGUCACCUCACCUCUUAGUGACAGAGAGGGAGGAGCCGUGUGCAGUUGAUACUGGUCACUACUGUCCGCUGGGGGUGGAGCUGACUGAAGGCAUGACAGGCGAGACCUCUCCCAGAAGAAGAGCCCAAGGACGAAGUCUCCAACCUGGGGGAAGGAAGAAUCUUCCAGUUCACACCAAGCUCGAGCCAGGUGGGCACACCGACCCUCUCACUCAGUCAGACAGCAGCCUCAGGUCUCACCCACUGUCAGGCUGGAGAGCCAGUGACAACUCCGCUUUCCCUGACGAAAUGGACAUUCAGAACCUCCUCCAGAAAAUAUCUAGUCAGUCAUUUGAGAUGCGCCACAUCGCUGGACCAGGAGAUACCGACUCACUGAGCAGUUACACUUCAGAUGACAGUUGUGUUUCCUCAACUCCUUCCACGGAUCUGUUGACUUCCAGUUACAAAGAAGACUCACCAAUUAAGAGUCAAACCAACAAUAACAGUGGAGUGGCCGUGCCGUACUCCUCCUCCCCAGUGUGUUUGGAAGAAGUUCGUCUUUGUCUGGAGGCGGAGAAGCAGGCGCUGCAGGGCCAGAAGAGCUACAGUCUCACAAACAUAAACCAGACAGGGAAAUCAGGAGCAAACCUGAGACGCUCCCUGCCUGGAACACCCAUAUGUGGUAGGAAUGGGUCUCCACGGCGACGGCGGCCUUGUCCCUGUAGGCCAUCGUCUGCUGGUCGAAAUCACGCUGCUGCACCGGAGGAGGCCGGAGACGGCCUGCCGUAUCUGGAGACAGAAGUGUGGAGCUGGGGCCGCGGGUCUGAGGGGCAACUGGGCCACGGAGAUCAGCUCGCUAGACUCCAGCCGCUGUGUAUCAAGUCUUUAACAGGCGAGGAGGUGAUCAAAGUCGCUGCAGGGUCACACCAUUCAAUGGCUCUCACCGCUCACUGCCAGGUGUACUCGUGGGGCAGCAACAUGUGUGGACAGCUCGGCCACGUCAACAGUCCUGUCACUGUACCUCAACAAGCAAAGCUGUCCGAGGAUCUAAGGGUUUGGGACUUGUCAGCCGGUCAGAGCCACUCCCUCCUCCUGGCGGAUGGAGACUGUGUCCAGCCAGUCCUGUUGUACUGCGGCCUGCAGCGAGAGCCAAUGUCAGCGCAGAGUGAGAGGUCACACCAGAGUCAAAGUUCAUGCCAGAGGUCACCCAGCAGAGCAGAGAGUUACACAGUCAGACCCACCCUGCUGCCCUUCUGCAUGGAGAUGGGUUACAUUAGAAGUGUGUGCAGCGGCGGUCAGAGUUAUGCGUUGCUGGCAGACCAGAACGUCAUGGGUUUUAUCUCAGCUAUCCAUGAGCUGGCCUCCAGAGAGAGACAGUUCUACUGCUGGUUGAGCGACGUCAAGAAGCUCCUCCUCACACCGCUACGCAACAGAGAGAAUUUGAGUCCGUCGUUAGGUAAGCCAUGCGCUGAUCUCUUCUUCUCUCUUUGUGAGAGUUUUGUUCGUUUGAGCGUCCUGAUCGGUCGACACUCCACGUCACUCAGCUACUUCCUGCACAGCGAGCAGGGCCGUGAUGUCACUGCCCUUCCCCUGCUGACGCACACUGAUCACUUUCUGGACAUUUAUAAAGAGUAUUGCUCUUCAGUAGGUAACUUCCAUGUGAUGGGUGGAUUCCAAUCACUCCAUAAACUCUCACUCGAGUGUUUAGGCUCUCAGCAGACCACGCUCGCUCUGCUGUGUGUAUCAGACCAGUCUGCCAGUGGUGACGUUGAUCUGGUUUCGUUGUUGUACUGGCCGCUGCAGCAGCUCCAUCAGUACAGCCGAGUCCUGCUCAAACUUGCGGUCUGUUAUGAUGUGUUAACAACAGAGUAUCAGUCCCUCCAUCAGGGCUGUGGUCAGUAUGAGUCCCUUUCUUUGUCCUUGUUGAGGAGGAAGAAGGAGGCGGAAACCACCUUCCUCUUCUGGAAGAACCACUCUGGAAAAACUACAGAGGUUCUGCGUCUGCCGCAGCGCCGUGUGGUGUGUGAAAGCAGCAACAGAUCUCUAACUCUGCAGAACGCCGGCUUCUCCAACCACUGGUUCAUGCUGUUCAAUGACGCACUGGUGCACACGCAGGGCGCCAUUCCCUCUCAGAGCCUUUUCUCCACAUUUCACGUCUAUCCUCUGACCUGUCUGUGGGUGAAACCAGUUACUGAUGACAGCAGCGGACUCUAUGCCAUCAAAAUUACAUGUCCAGAGGAGAGUUUCACCCUGGUGGCCUCGACACCACAAGAGAAGAACAAGUGGCUGCGAUCUCUUAACCAGGCGGUGGAUCAGGUGUUGGGCGGUGGAGGUCAGGGGUCGUCGCCGGGGAUGACGGCAAUGUCUCGCAAGGCCUCCUACACGUUCUCCGGAGAGGGACGGUUUAAAGACGCCCAGUACACUGGGGGCUGGCUGGCAGGACGGGUUCAUGGCAGAGGUACCAUGAAGUGGCCAGAUGGACGUACCUACAGCGGGAACUUUAAGAAUGGACUGGAGGAUGGCUAUGGAGAGUGUUUAAUACCUAACAAAGUGCUGAAUAAGCCUGACAGCUACCAAGGACACUGGAGAGAUGGCAAGAUCCAUGGUUUCGGCAAGUACAAGUAUGCCAGUGGCGAAGUGUACGAGGGCUGUUUCUGUGAUGGACAGCGACACGGUUAUGGCAUGCUGAGCUCCGGUAAGCUGACCAAGACCUCCUCCAGCGUUUUUCUUGGCCAGUGGGUCCAUGACAGGAAGACAGGAUACGGAGUCUACGAUGACAUCACCAGAGGUGAGAAGUACAUGGGACAGUGGUUGGACGAGCAGCGGCAUGGCAGCGCUGUGGUUGUCACCCAGUACGGUGUGUACUAUGAAGGGACCUACAGAGACAACAAGAUGAGUGGUCCCGGUCUGUUGGUGGCAGACGACGACACGGCUUUCCAUGGGGAGUUUUCUGAUGACUGGAUUGCCAACGGGAAGGGCGUUUUAUCCCUGGCUAACGGUGACUGCUUGGAGGGCCUGUUCAGUGGAGAGUGGACCACAGGGCUGAAGGUGGUUGGAACGUACACCAAACCAGCCAUCGAUGACCCAGAAAACAAAGAGAAGAACCUCCUGCUCAGGUUGGGUCAGUACGUGGUGCCCGCAGGUCAGAGGUGGGCCUGUGUGUUCGAUGAAUGCUGGAGUCGUCUGGGCUGUGAUGCUGCUGGGAGAGGAGAGAGGACAACAGCCUGGGAGAAUAUCGCUGUUACUAUAACAAGCGCACGUCGACAAAGCCCAGACCUGAGUAGGUCUCAGAGGAAAGUGUUGGAGUGUUUGGAGUUUAUUCCUCAGCAUGGUGAACCAGUCACCACCGCAAACUAUGACAACAUACGAAGAUACCUCAUCAAGGCAUGUGAGACCCCUCUCCACCCUCUGGGCUGGCUGGUGGAGACGUUGGUGACCGUCUACAGGAUGACUUACGUCGGUGUGGGUUCCAACCGCAGGCUGCUCAGGCAGGCCGUCCAGGAGGUUCAGGCCUACCUCACACAUUUCUACAGCAUUCUCCGGUUUCUGUUUCCGGGGCUACCAGAUGAUGGCGGCAUCAUCCCAGACCCCCUUCCCUCUCCAACUAAGAGCAGAAACAACUCUAAUAUAGAAGAGCAAGACAGCGUUCUGGUGGUGAGCUGCUCCUCUCUGCUCCUCCCUGUGCUGCUUCCUCGACUCUACCCUCCUCUCUUUACCUUGUACUGCCUGCAGGAGGAGCAGGCGGAGGCCCAGUACUGGGAGCGCAUCCUCCGACUCAACAAACAGCCCGACCAGUCACUGCUCAGCUUCCUUGGGGUGCAGGAGAAGUUCUGGCCAGUGUGGAUGUCAAUACUGGGAGAAAAAAAGCAGAUUGUGUCUAGCAGUAAAGAUGCCUGCUUCGUUUCCGCUGUAGAGACACUUCAACAAAUCAGCACCACCUUCACGCCGUCAGACAAACUCCUCGUCAUCCAGAACACGUUUGAGGAAUUGACCCAGGAAGUAAAACCUAUGCUGGAUGACAACUUCCUCUGGUGUAUGGAUGACCUGCUCCCUCUCUUCCUCUAUGUGGUGCUCAGGGCGAGGAUCAGGAACCUGGGAGCUGAGGUCAGUCUGAUAGAAGAUUUGAUGGAUCCCAACGUUCAGCACGGAGAGUUGGGACUGAUGUUCACCACUCUGAAGGCCUGCUACAUCCAGAUCCAGCAGGAGUCGACUAUGUAGGAGCAGGACAGGAAGACGCCACACAGUCGGCAAAAAGUGGAAACAGCAAGGAAAGCACUGCCGGGGGCGGCACGGUGCUUCACACACAGGAACUGCCAGAACAAAACCAGUCAAAACCACUGGGAAGCUGUUUUCUUUCUAGAACCGAAAAGAUCUUCUUGCACUUGUAGCAUGUUUUUACCACUCGUAGCAUUGUGCAGUGUACGGCGAGCUCUGCGUUUCACUGGUCCCAAAGCAACUGCAGGAGGGUAACACAGGUGGACUUAGCACAGCAGAUCCAAUCUGGGCCUCCUGAUCAAAGAUCAGACCUUUGGUUCAUCGGUAAGCAGCUGCAGCAGCUGGGGAGCAGACUGGAUGGAGGGUUUUGCUUUUUUUAGCAAAAUAAAACUUCACACAGUUGUAGAGUUUUACGGUCAGCGUGAAAACAGAGUAAACAGCUUAAGGCACUUUAUGCCUCAGCUGAGGUUUGAGAUUGCUUCCCCAGAAGCCAAACCAAACUCACCAACUCAGAAAACUGAUAAAAAGGGAACAAAAGCUUAAUUUCUCAUGAAACAGUAUGUUCAUGCAAACAUAAAUUAUAUGCAAAGCAUCUUACUUUGUUUACAUAUAAAUAAAAAAUCAUCCCCUCUCACUCUUCCAAACUAAUUUAGACCUUUUUACACCUUUCAGUUAUUAUGAAUAAUGUACACUUUUCUGUACUACAAACCAAACCUGUGCAUGCUCCUGCAUGUUGAAAUAACUGUUUGUCUCAGGUCCACACUUCUGGUACUAUAACUAACAUAAACUGACCAGUAGGACAGUAGCAUGUAACUACAGAGGGAAAGGAUAUUGUACUUUACCUGAAAUAAGUCAUGAGCGCACACUGAUAACCUAAGCGUCAAGGAAAUGUUUAUUCCUCUGUUGAUAUUUCAUUCAGUUUGUUAUUCUGUGUGUUUCUGUGUGAGCGAGCAUUUAUGAACAAGUCUGACAAGGAGCACUUGUAACGUUGCACUGACAACUUUCUAGUUUGGUUUCACCGACCAGCCAGGAGAGUGUUUGAAGAGAGAUUAUAUUAUAUAUAUAAAAAUAGUUGAAGGUUGGCUGAAAAAGUGAUGAAUACUUUGUGUGAAGUCAAUCAUUUUUAAAGAAUUAAGUCACAUUGUGACACAUUUUAAGAAGGUCAUAUUAUGCUUUUUGGGUAUUUUCCUCUCCUUUAUUGUGUUAUGUGUAUUUUUUGUGCCAGUGAUAAGUUUGCAAAGUGAAAAAGCCCAAAGUCCACCCCAAAGGGAGUUUGUAGUCCAGUCUUCUGUAAAUUAUCUGCGUAACAAUGUAGCACACGCCUUAAUGCUCGCCUAGAGGCUAGUGUGGUACGACCAUUGGCUAUAUAUAAAAGAAAUGGACGAAGUCAUCGUGACGUCACCCGUUGGUUUGUGGACUGUCGUUUUGAAGCCUCGAGUCUGGCCUAUAGGACGCCGCCAUGGUGAUUUUUUGCAACCAGAAGUGCCUUGACGUGACCAUAUUUGGACAAGACGGAGGGGCCGUGUGCGGAGCUAGCUAGCUUGCUUAGCUAGGUGCAUCUGUAAUUCACGUUAACUGUCAUUUUAACAGGGCUGACAAUUUAGUCUAGCAAACAAAAGUCUUAAAACUAAAUGUACUCACCAGAGAAAUUGAACAGACAACUCCUAAUCAGCUUUUUCAACCACUGGUUAGAUUGGGUAUGAGUCACUCUAGCCUGAUUGACAAAUUGCCAUGGUAACAACUUGAAUCACAGAUAAUCCCACCCUGAAGCAUACUCUAUUUUACUCAAUUAAUUAAUUUAAUUAUUCAACUGAGAAGUAGGGUCAUUUUACCAUUAUUGCUAAUGGAGCCGGACUUUUUUUGCAACCAGAAGAGUCGCCCCCUGCUGGCCGUUCAAUAGAGUGGCGGUUUCUGGGACUUCCGCAUUGGCUUCACCCGCUUGGGUACGACCUUCAGGCAGUCAAUGGACAUAAAGUUGUUACUGUUAUGUAGAGAUAGUGCACAAUUAAGCGUUACAUAUGAAAGGUAAAUUUUUUACAAAUUAAUUACUUACCACUCUUAAACGUGUGAAGCUGGUUUGUGUAGUUCUACCUGUGUGUCGAGAUCACAAUUGGGCUAGAACAUGUACGGCUGAACCGAAGACAGAGUUACUGGCUGAAGUGGCUUUGUUUUGGAUCAGACUACCUUGCUUGUCAGGACCCACCCUACCCUGCUUCUGAUUGGCUAGUAGUCCUUACCUAGGUAUGUAGGUAGGAUGGUGGGUAGGUAAGAUUGAAUAGGAGUGAGAUGCUUCACUCGGCAGCUAAAACUGAACAUAGAAAUAUGGUGUUUUUUGAAAAUGAAACCAUUUAAACCUGUUCUUGUACAACCCCUAAAUAAGAUUUUGAACCUAAAAAUUAGCAAAAUAUGACCUCUUUAAACUCUUUCACUGCUUUCUUGUGACCUACUGCACUUACUUAAUUGACAAAAAAUAUGCCAUGCGAAUCAAGUAUCAAUGUGUGUGUUAAAUGCAGAUCCAGAUUUUAAAACAAUAUUAUCAUAUUAUAUGAGUUUAUCUGGAUCCUUUGAAUCCAUGUGUACGUGUUGUAAAUGUAUUUUCAUAUCCAGAUCUUUAAGGGACAUCAAAGUAUUCAUUUUCAAAGGUAAAUGACAUUUUUAAAUGAAUUGUAUUACUUCAUAAAAUUAAUAUUAUAAUUUAAUUUAAAUUAUUUAUUGGAGACAAAUAAAAAAUUUUAAUCAAUGUUUUGUCUUAGAUCUGAAAAUCUCCUACAACUCUGAAAUCCUGCCAGCAGUGAUUGUUAGAUAAUUCACAGUAAUUAUGGAAGCACUGAUUAUAAAAAUCCACUACGGUGUAUUUAAGAUAUAGAACCAGUGUUACAUCGUACAUUAAGACACGAUAGUUUUUUAGGAGCAGAUGUGUUCAGAGUACAGCAUGUGCUGCUGUUGUUUUACUGACAUGAGAUUGAUUUUAUGUGAGGAAUAAAACUAAAAGCUCAGAUUGAACUGCACAAUGCAGCAAAACGCAGCUGUUGGGUUGAAAAUGUCGUUAUUUCUCUACCAUUUCAGCGUUAGUGAAAUGUGUUUGUACUGUAUUGUCACUUGUGUCUUUGCAGAACGUAUACCCUCAAAACCUGUAUGUGUUGGGACAGUCAAUUCAAUGUUCUUCUUGAUUUUUGUUGUUAAAACCACUGCAGUGUAAUACAGAUGUAACAUCUAAGGAUGAGGAUGAGGCAAAAUCAUUCAGCUGACCUCUGACACCAGGUUAAAGGACUUUACAGAUGUGCAUGUAAAUCACCUGUAGUUUUCUAUACUGCCAGCCAUUUUUCAUCACAUACUGCUUUCUGUUUGAUUUAUUUCCUACCUUUUAGGUUGGCACUGGUGUGAGAUCAUUUCAGAACAGCAUUAAAUCAGUGAGAUCUAGUCUCUUUAUUUUCUGAUUACUGACAUAUUGUCAAAUAUCCGUUUUAAAAACUCCUUUGUGUUAUGUUAUUGUACUGAAAUAAACUAAAACCAGUGACUCAAAGAAACAUAGUGGAUAAAAUAAAAUGGAAGUGACAUGAAGUGCAUAUGCUUUCUACUUCAUUGGCUAAAACACGCCAGGAUCUUUGUAAUACCUAAAUUUCUUAGGGGUUUUGAGGAUAUAACCUGACUGAAUUUAUCACUUUAGUCUAUAUUUUUAUAACUUCAUACAUUUAUAGAAAGAGGUGGUCAGUGGAAAUGAUUGUAGAGUGCUAAUUAGUUUUGAUUGAUAACUGCAAUGUGAUAGGAAAAAUGAUCAAAAAAGGGCAAUAAAUGUGGUUUAAUUCUUCAA
Messenger RNA from Micropterus salmoides (largemouth bass), 9253 nucleotides. Its product is annotated as alsin-like. The record is from RefSeq and is a predicted model, not a curated record. Lineage: Eukaryota; Metazoa; Chordata; Actinopteri; Centrarchiformes; Centrarchidae.